This is a messenger RNA of Encephalitozoon cuniculi GB-M1, 1173 nucleotides long. RefSeq lists its product as uncharacterized. Gene Ontology annotation, molecular function: ATP binding; protein serine/threonine kinase activity. Bases 1 to 1173 code for a protein of 390 amino acids. Gene Ontology annotation, biological process: protein phosphorylation. The record is from RefSeq and is marked provisional. Gene Ontology annotation, cellular component: cytoplasm. NCBI's taxonomy places the organism in Eukaryota, Fungi, Microsporidia, Unikaryonidae. The transcript has a single exon.
AUGAAGAAUAUGAAGAAAAACGAAUGGAAGGAAUUGGGCUCUGGGGCCUUGUCGAUUGUGCAAGGGUACCAAAGAAGGCUGUCCAGAAAGGCUCAAAGCAUCUUUUUCAUGGCUUUGAUGUUUCUUUCUUUUAUUUUCCUCUAUAAAAAAUAUUUUUUUGUUUGGAGAGGCAAGGAGGACCGGAGAAUGGAGAAGAUGUGCUUGGAUUUCAUAAACAAGAGGGUUGAUAAGUGUCUGCAGCACAAGUCGAGGUACGACCAGAACAAGGAGUUUGCAGCGAUCAAGACGCAUCUGCCUCUCGUCCCGUUGAAGAUGACGCGGUCGAAUGCUGUUUUUCUGUACACAUACAAGAAGCCGUAUGUUGUUAUCAAGAGAUGCAUUGCGCCGGAGUCUCCUGGGCUGGCUGAGGACGAGAUACUGAUGUCUCUUCACCAUGAGCAUGUUGUGAAGUUUUUGAAGUCGUUCAGGGAAAAGUAUGUGAACCUGAAGGGGGAGGAAGAAACGAUUAUCUGGAUAUUUAUGGAGCAUAUGGACCACAAGGUAUCCCAGGAUGUUGUGAAGGGGAACGAGAAUAAGAUAAGAGAGAUUACCAGAGGGAUACUGCAUGGGCUCAAGUAUCUUCACGGAAUAGGGAUAGCACAUCUCGAUCUGAAGAUCUCGAAUGUCAUGGGAAAGGAAGGAAAGGAGGGGAUUGUAUAUAAGAUUAUUGAUUUUGGGUUUGCUAGAAAGUUUGAUCUUACGGGGGACAAUGCAGAGAUUCAGAUUCCUUCGAAAAGCUUUGGAACGUAUCCAUACAAGCCGCCGGAGACGUCGCAGCUGAACAUGCAUGGCGUGAAGGGAGACAUAUGGUGCCUGGGUGCCAUAGUGUGGUUUCUGUCGCGGAAGCAAACACCUUUCUACUUUGAUGACGGGCGGAAAAACCUAGAGGAGUGGAGGAUGUUUAUCCGAGGAAGACUGCCCAUUUCCUUCAAGCCCCAUGCAUCACCUGCACUGAGAGACUUUGUUCGGAAGUGCAUGAAUUUUGAUAGAUUUGCAAGGCCCAAUGCCUCUUCGCUUCUCGAACACCCGUUUAUCACCGGGGCGCCAAUGAAGGUAACCGAGGAGGAGAUAAAUGAAAUGAGCGAGGACUUUUCGUCCAGCUCUGGAUACAGCAGCAUGGAAUCUGGGGAAUAA